AUGACUCGACUGCAGUCGUACCGUCAGUGCGACGAGAGCCACAUACAUCCCUGCCACGGCAGCGCGUUCGUCUCUGCCUACUUCACUGCCUUCAUCCUUGCGGGCUUUAAAACCGAAUACAGGCGAGUGCGCCUGUCCCCUACCAUCGGGGCCAUGGCUCGUCAGCCGUCCUCACAUCACGUGGUCACACACGACACACAAGGCAUGACAAGGAGCUGGGUUGCGGAGGGUCCGCACCAGAUUGCCGUUACUGUACCUUCCAUCUCGUUGGGCAAAGCCCGCACCGGACACAGACGGAGGAGUGAGUGCCUCGUUGCUGUGAUGGCUGGAGGUCUCACUGACAGACGUUCUAGCUGCCGACCGAGUCAAUCCAACCCUUCUAAUCACCACUCUCUGUCAUCAGUUCGUGAGAUAUUGGGUCAUUUAACGUGUCAGUCGGGCUUCGCACAGAGAGGUAAGAACAACGCUUCACUAUACCGUCAAAUUUCACUUAAUUUCGUCUCAAAAAAAGCUUUUUUACCCAGCCGGGACUGCCUUCGUCUGGGCGCCAUCCAGUCAUUAACAGGACUUAAAUUCGAUCGGAAUGCGGAUGCUGAAAUUAACAUUUUUUAA
Messenger RNA from Protopolystoma xenopodis, 612 nucleotides. The record is from the annotation of a GenBank genome assembly. Lineage: Eukaryota; Metazoa; Platyhelminthes; Monogenea; Polystomatidea; Polystomatidae.